UUCAGGCCUGUGCUGUGGCUGACCGGUGGGGGUCAUUUAAUUGGUAGGGGUACGUGGCAACAAGUUUUACAAAUUAUUCUAGCAAACUGAAAUUUGGUGCAAAAGGUUGCCAAUGACUUCCAAGCAAUUUGAAGCAUCAAGAUUAUUUUACACUUGAUCAGUCUUUAUUCACGACAAAGUCGUUUUGGAGUACCAAACUUUGUAGCACGAGAUUUUUUGAAGGUUUUGGAGAAUCAUGAUGGAAGAAAUGAUGGGAGACAUGUUGUUGCAGAAGCAGACUGACGGGGAGGAGGACGAGGAUGCCAUUCAGCCCCCACCGACCCCAGGAGAGAGCAAAACUCUGGAGGCCAUUCAUAUGAAAAAGUACGAAGAGGGAGACGUCGGAAAGUUGGAAGCCAUCCGUGACUUGCAGUCCGUAUUUGAUGAGCUUCACCAACAAAAGGUGAUCUCACAACCUGUCGACCUGCUGGCCCCACCUCCUCGGGAAAAAGACGGUCCAGCCCUCACAGGGAGGAAGAGAUUCCCCACCUCCGCACUCACCCCACUAAUUCCUCUCAACCUCAAAAACAAGGAAUUCGCCAGUGAGCAGAAUCUGGCACGCGGUCAGCGACUCAAGGAUCACCAAGCCAUCUCUCUCCCACUCCUGCUCAAGGUUGAGAGAGAAAAACUGAAGCUCAAGAAAAAGCCACCUACUGUCACCACGGACUCGGAAGCCUUGAGCGUCGUUCUUGAUGACCUCGCCGUCUGCUCUGGUCAAGAGGUGGCAAUCAGCUGCGAAGACGACUCUGAGACUGAUGCAAUCAAUCUUGGAAGUUCACAAGGAGAGGAACAAACUGAUCAAGAAGGAGAAGAUGCCACUUGGAAGGAUGAUGUCAUCAAGAUGAAUAGAUUACGCUCCAAGUCGAGUAUCAACAUUUCGGCCUACACGGGGGGAGAAACGCUAAUACUUCAGCACAAGCCUCCCAUCUGGCCGCAUCAGCAAGACCUCCACCGAAUCCUCGCUCGAAUGCCAACCCUGACAUGUCUCAUCCUUGACGGGAGUGACCUCGAGUGUUUUCGUGACCUGGGGAGCUCAGUCCCCUCACUUUGCUCCCUCUCCGUGGUCAGAUGCGGUCUCAAGACUCUCGAUGGAACCGCUGCACUCCCAAAUUUGAGAACCUUGAUAGCAUCCAACAACAAUUUGAAGAAUGCCGUCCAAUGCUCCUUCCUCGCCGAGUUGUGUCACUUGGACCUCUCCUCCAACCCCAUCAAGGACAUUGGACCCUUCGCCCAUCUCAAGGCCUGCACCAAGUUGAGAAGUUUGAAACUCUAUGCGACACCCGUCUCUCGCUCGCCCGAUUUUUACUCCCACAUCAAAUAUCUCCUGCCAAGGCUGAAGGAAGUCUUUCCCUUUUCAGACUCAUACUCGCCCUACUUCAGGCCAAAGUUUAUUCCGAAAGGUGUCGUUGAGGGGGACGUGGACGAGGAUGAUCUUGCCCGGAAAGUUAUGAGACAAGAAUUCCAAAUCAUCUAUCAGAACAACUUUGAAAAACCGAAGGGCUAUGAACGCGUUGUUGCCCCAAAACCAGGAGAACGUGAAAAUGAGGGUGACCCAGGAGUGACGACAGACGAUGGAGGAAUGGUCACCGAGACGGACGACAAUUUCGAACAAGCGUUGCUCAAAUCCAUUCGAAUGGUUCAAAUUGAGAACGUUUCCACGGACUCGUUUCUUACGACGGAAGCGUCGGAAGCUGACGAGAUGGGUGGAGCCGGUGGUGAUCAUCUUCCCCACGCAGACCUGUUUUACAGUGCAGGCGAAAACUCGGAUGGGUCAGAACAGUACGAGGACGCGAAUUCUGACAUGGCGGAUAAUUCCACGUAAUUUAUUUCCCAGCCGCAAAACAAUUUCUACAAACUUUAGCCUGCAAUAAUUGUAACUUGAAGCGUAUAAGGAACGUCUUUUAUUACGAUCCGGCCAAAUUGUAUCCAUUCAUUAACCCACAUUUUCACUUUAUUCCCUUUCUCUGGACCAUUUUAAUUAAUGA
Folsomia candida is the source of this 2024-nucleotide messenger RNA. RefSeq lists its product as uncharacterized. The coding region runs from base 236 to 1861 and encodes 541 amino acids. NCBI's taxonomy places the organism in Eukaryota, Metazoa, Arthropoda, Collembola, Entomobryomorpha, Isotomidae. The transcript has 2 exons. Gene Ontology annotation, molecular function: protein binding. The record is from RefSeq and is a predicted model, not a curated record.